CACACAGAGGAGCCGAGGCGGCGCUAAAUUAAAUUAGCAUACUAACUAGUUUUUUUUAGCUGAUGGACGGAUGAACUGAGCAGCCUGAACUAGAAGAAGAAGAAGAAGAAGAAGACUAAACACACACACACACACGCACACACACUCUCACUCACAUACACAAACACACACACACACACACUCAUCAUUUUCAUCCUGCAGUCGAGACACCACCGAGUCCCAGGAGCUCAUUUUGUCGGCGACCCUUCCUGCCUUCCGCCUGCCGAGGAGAUGGGGGACAAGGCGGGCACCAGAGUUUUCAAGAAGUCGAGCCCCAACUGUAAGGUGACGGUCUACCUGGGAAAGAGAGAUUUCGUGGAUCAUCUGGACCACGUUGAUCCAGUAGAUGGCGUGAUCCUCGUCGACCCCGAGUAUCUGAAGGACAGGAAAGUCUUCGUCACCCUCACCUGUGCGUUUCGUUAUGGUCGUGAGGAUCUGGAUGUUCUGGGUUUGUCCUUCAGGAAGGAUCUUUACAUCUCAACCUUCCAGGUUCGUAACAAACCAAAGAGUUACUGUGAUGAGUGUCCAUGUGGUUUAGUUUAA
Messenger RNA from Scomber japonicus (chub mackerel), 582 nucleotides. RefSeq names its product arrestin red cell-like. The coding region runs from base 271 to 582 and encodes 103 amino acids. Lineage: Eukaryota; Metazoa; Chordata; Actinopteri; Scombriformes; Scombridae. Gene Ontology annotation, biological process: signal transduction; positive regulation of ERK1 and ERK2 cascade; G protein-coupled receptor internalization. Gene Ontology annotation, cellular component: cytoplasm. Gene Ontology annotation, molecular function: angiotensin receptor binding. The record is from RefSeq and is a predicted model, not a curated record. The transcript is spliced from 5 exons.